AUGAAAACCAAUUCCAAAUGGAAGAUCUUAUUUUACUAUGCAGGUGCAAAGUAUGUGUUUGACCGGAAGGGCUUUAGAAAGCUGCUGCAUCAAGAGCUGAUGUCAGGUUGUUACGACAUAUUGUACCUGCAUCUUGGCUCUAACGAUGUUUGCUGCAAGGAUAGCGAUUUCUACCUUUGUGUGACGGAGAUCCUUGAUGUUGUAUUCAGUGUGUGCACUGAAAUACACGUGGUGCUUUGCGUGAUUCUUCCACGUGAUUUUGAUGUGAGAAUGUUUCCCCGAUGGCCACUCUCAGGGGCACAGUUGAGGAACUACUGCCAGUGGAUAAGGAGCGCAAACAGCAUGCUGUGGGAACUGAGUCACCAUGUGCCUUCUGUGAGAUACAUGGACUAUGGAGCAACUAAACAGAAGUCCCUGUACUUGUCCCAUGAUGGACUACAUCUGAGUGCUGAAGGGGCUAGGAGGUGUUUAGCAUCCAUACAGGACGACCUGCCAAACCAGCUGUGUGUGGAGGCUGCUGUUCAAGAUCCUACAGAAUGGCCAGCUCUCUCAGCCACGGAAGUACCGGUUCAGGAGCAUGACAGCACCAUAGCACUCUUUUCGGAUAUUGUGCAGACUGGAGCUCAACCAGAGAUUCAAGACAAGGUGGAUGCAAGUGAAGUACCAGUUCCCAGGGACAUUAAGCCUCAGACACAUAAAAUAACGGUUGUCACAGCCAGAGCUAAGAGGUCUGCAACCAGAAAUGUCAAAGGUAUGGAAAGAAGGUCAUGCUGCAGUGGAUUUAUUUACCUUGACAUUACUGAAGAUGUGGCUGUUUUCCUGCCUGCAUACAAGUUGAAUGGCUUAUGCUUGAAACGCAAGAAGAUGGAAGUCAAGACUGGUAAGGUUAAAAGGGAGAAACCUACCAUGACGAAAAAGAAGAACAAACAGGUCCCUUGCUACAAUUGCCCAAACUGCAGGGUGUGCUGUUCAUCUGAAGAUGCCCUGCUCGACCAUUUUAUAACGAAGCAUUCAUCGUGGAAAGUUGAUAGGCCUGACACACUUUUCAAUCAGGAAGAUGAAAUCAACGUGCCAUCCAACAUCCAUUGCCACCGAGACACUGAAGAGACGCCCCAACAAGAUGACAACGCCGCAAAUGAAGAUCAAGUCAAUGUGCCAUCCCACUUCUUUUUCCAACGAGACACUGACGAGACGCCCCAACAAGAUGUAGACACUUCACAGCUUCUUCUUAUUCUUUCAAAUGACGUUGAACUUAACCCUGGACCGAUAUUCCAGACAAUACCGGUCCCUGUGGAAGCGGUUGACUCAAGCGAGAAGAUGACGAUAAUUACAGUGAAAAUGGACUGACCAUACACGAAAGACAAAGGACAUUAAAUAUUUACACAAAUUUUGCACCUGUAAAAUGUGACAUUCAUAUACGUGAAUGCUAUAAUUCAAUUAGUAAGCCAUGCAGAAUUCUUUGGGAUGAAGGGGACUUAGAUUGUUUACAUGUAUUAAGUAGGGAUACAGCAGCAGGAGAUGAAAUAGGGUGGGAUUUUGUAUCUAUGGUUAUGAAUUCUAGUUGCACUUUUUCCUCUUACUGCCAGUUUAAAAAUGAGAUGUAUAAAACUCGCCACAAUAAGGCUAGGUUUAUGGAUCAAACAGUUUUUUUUAAUUUUUGGUUCAGUUGGGCUUCAAACAUGAAAAUAGAUUUCCAUAUACCCUGUGGUGUAUGUGGUUAUGGUC
Molecule: messenger RNA, 1725 nt
Organism: Dreissena polymorpha
Lineage: Eukaryota; Metazoa; Mollusca; Bivalvia; Myida; Dreissenidae
Exons: 10
Coding region: 1-1347 (448 amino acids)
Source: RefSeq, a predicted model, not a curated record